GGAGGGACGAUGCUAAUGAGGAGGGACGCGCCGGCCGGGGACAGUGAGCAGCAGCGCUCCCACCGACCCUGCGGCGGCGUGCUCUGCUGACGGACGCGCACUGGAUGCUCCACGUCGCCUGGAAGACGCCUCUUCUGAUUUAAAACGCACCGGAAAAAGCACUUUGCGCGAGUUUGGACUGAGAAGAAGUGAAAUGCACCGCUAGGAAAAGUUUGUGUUGACUUCAAAUGGGCUGAGAUCGGAUGCAGAUUGUAGCGAGGAAGGUAGAAAAAAAAAUCAGAUUUUCCUGAAGACGCAAAGAAGUUCGCGGGACGUCCGAUCAGCAUGGAGGAGCGCGAUUAAAACCAGUUUAAGGUGUUUUUUUGUUGUUGUUGGUCUAAACUUGUAUUUAACCUCAACUAUAAAGGAAUGGACAGUUAAACUCUGCCUAGAAGAAGAAGAAGAAGAAGAGCAUCCAUGGAUUGAGAAAGUGGACCUCCAGCGAACGACUGCGAGAUGUGUGGAGGAGAGUGACGGACGGCCAUGGGACUGGAGAGACGGUGGCUUCAGGCUGUCACCACUGCUGUAGCCAUCUGUCUGCUAAGUGUGUCUCGGGGUUCGGCAUCGCUGGUCCGUGCCAGAGAGGGCGGCUCUGCAGAGCUGGACUGCAGUCUGACUCCCACCUCCAAAGAAGCCACCACCCCGAACCUCUUUCCCUUGCACGUCGUGGAGUGGGUCCGCCUCGGCUACAACGUACCCGUUCUCAUCAAAUUCGGAGUGUAUGCUCCUCGUGUUCAUCCUAAUUAUAAAGGGCGUGUGUCUCUGACCCGGGGCGCCUCUCUGCUGGUAGAACGGCUGACCCUGGAGGACGAGGGCUGGUUCGAGUGUCGCAUCCUCCUCCUGGACAGCAAAACCGACAGCUUUCGGAACGGCACAUGGACCUUCCUCUCCAUCACAGCUCCACCUGUGUUCAUCAAGAAGCCACCGACUUUUGUGGAGGUUCUGCUCGGAGACUCGCUGACGCUUAGCUGCGGAGCCCACGGGAACCCCCGACCAACGGUGGUCUGGCAUAAAGAUGAGAGUCCAGUUGAGAAGCACGAAAAAAUAAAAGUGCUCAACGGUACCCUCUCUCUGGCCACUGUCACAAGAAAUGUUUCAGGAGUGUAUAAAUGCCACGUGUCUAACUCCGAGGGCAACCUGACCCACUACACGCAGCUACAGGUUCAAGGUCCGCCGAUCAUCAUCAUCUCCCCCGAGGACACGACCCUCAAUAUGUCCCAGGAUGCUGUUCUGCAGUGUCAGGCAGACGCCUACCCUUCAAACCUCACCUACGAGUGGCUGAAGCAAGGACAGAACGUUUACCACAUCGAGUCCCUUAAGUCCAGAGUGAAGAUUUUGGUGGACGGUACUCUUCUGAUCCCUAAUCUCAUCCCAGAAGAUGCUGGCAACUACACCUGUAUUCCAACUAAUGGGAUCCUGACUCCUCCCUCAGCUUCUGCCCAUCUGAAAGUGAAACAUCCUGCACGUGUGGGAAGAAUGCUGCGUGAAACCUACUUGCCAGCAGGAAUGGAGGGGGUCAUUUACUGCCCUGUUCAGGCCGACCCGCCUGUGCUGUAUGUAAACUGGACCAAAGACGGGAAUGAGCUCAAACUUGACAAUUUUCCAGGUUGGAUGGUGAACUCGGAGGGCUCAGUGUUUAUAGCCACAGCCAACGACAACGCUGUCGGCAUGUACACCUGUACUCCGUACAACAGCUACGGCACAAUGGGCCAGUCUGAGCCCACCAAGGUCAUUUUACAGGACCCACCAUCAUUUCGAGUUCCCCCUCUGCCAGAGUAUCUCCAGGAGGUCGGCCGAGAUUUGAUCAUCCCGUGUGAAGCCAGUGGAGAUCCUGCUCCAAACGUAACCUGGAGCAAGAUUGGCCCCAGUCCUCGCUCGCCGUACGUCGUGUUGUCCAACGGAUCCCUCCUGCUGCAGCCGCUUAGCAAAGAUCACCAUGGGGGCUGGGAGUGUUUGGCCACCAAUCGUGUGGCGACUGUCAGUGCGGGCACCGUGGUCUUUGCUCUGGGGACCAGUCCUCAUGCCGUAUCCUCAGUGACCGUCAACACGGAGAUGAACCAGGCCAACGUGUCCUGGCUCCCAGGAUUUGAUGGUGGAUUCACCCAAAAAUUUACUGUGUGGGUCAAGCAGUCGUCCAGGGGGAAACACGAGUGGGCAUCUUUGCCCGUGCCAACAUCCAAAAACUACCUGCUUGUGACCGGCCUUCUCGCAGGCACUGGCUACCAGUUCAGCGUCCUACCUCAGAAUAAACUCGGCUCAGGACCUUUUAGUGAGAUUGUGUCAGUCCGGACAAAAGCUGUUCCAACAGAGCUACCUAAAGCUGCCACGGGUCUCCCAGCCCUGGACCCGCCCACGCUGCUGUCAGCUAACCGGACCGGACGCGGCGUUCUCCUGCAGUGGCAGCCUCCUGAGGCUCCACUCUCUCCACUGACAGGUUUUGUCCUACAGGCCCGCAGAGAUCGAGGCCAGUGGGUCAUCAUUGGCAGCAACAUCCACGGCAAUCAAAGCCAAGUACUUGUGCAAGGACUGCUAAGGGACUCCAUGUAUGAUUUGAGGCUGAUGUCACGCAGCAACAAGAUGCUUAGUGAACCGAGUGAGUCUGUGAGCGUUUCCACUGAAGGAAUGGAUAUUUACCCCCUCCGCCCUGGUUUCUUAGAAGUAAUCCCUCAACCGCUGAUGGCUGGUGUGAUAGGGGGAGCAUGCUUUCUGUUUCUUGCAAUCAUCCUCUCGGUGGUGACAGCGUGCUACAUGAGCAACAGGAGACGGCGGCGACGCAGAAAGAGAAGACAAGACUUGCCUGCCGCUAUUCAGAAGAGCCCGUCUCAAGAACCGCGAUCACCGCCACGCAGCCCAGACAGCGUCCUCAAGUUUAAACUGUGUCCGCCUCUUCCCUUCUUUCCCAACUCCUCCUCAUCACAAUACGAUCGCUCCUCGUUUGACAAGGGCAGCCGCGGGGAAUACCACGAUCAGCGGAGACAGCUUCUGUCCAACUCGUCUCCUCCGCCCCAUUACACGCUCUUUGAGAGUCACCUGGGUUCUCAGGCGCCUUCACCGACGGCCCUGGAGUCCAUUUCCCGAGGCCCAGACGGGCGCUUCAUUGUUCAGCCGCUGCCGGAGGGUUCAAGCCCUUCCACUAAGAAUAAGAUAAAGAAGGAUGUCCUGCAGGGUAACGGGAGCGUGAACGGGUCGGGGAGCAACAGGACGUCAAUCAGGGACUCUCCAAAGUCGAGCAUCUUGAGCUCAGAGAAGGACGAGAGGAAGGAAUCUCCUCUGACGGUGGACGUGCCAGAGCUGAGCCGGCCUCCCGCCUCCCCGGGGAGAGUACGAGCCAUGGCGAGGAACUUCUCCCGCCACGGCUGCUUCUACUCUGACGACGAACAAGGCUCCGAGAGUCUUUUGGAGAGGGCCAGCUUUUACUCCGACAACAGCGAGAGAAAGCCCAGCGAUUCCCUCCGGCGGUGUCGCAUGCAGGGCAACUCCGAAGACCUGUUCUCCAGUUUGGGAAGGAAAACCAGGCUGCUUGAUAGAGACAGACCCCAUCAGGGAGGCUACCAACCCAUGGAGAGCAACCUGACGGACGACAGCACCCUGGUGUCCCAGCUGGAGACGGAUAGCGUCACCAAGUGCGUCCAACUGGCAAAGGAGAGGGAGGAAAUUGAGAGGGAGCUGAAGAACUUCACAACGGGUCAAAGACAUCGCAGCCGAGCGAGGGAGGAGCCUUCUCCAUCUCGUAAAACGGAGCCGCCUCAGAGGGAAGAGCCCAAAUCAGCGGAAGACCCAGUGUGGAAACCUCAAGAAGUUACAAUCAGACAGAAGUACAAGCCCUCGGCGAUGACAAGUCGGGUUUCUGACUACAGGAGAGCGUGCUACUUUGGCAACACUAGCAGCCCGCUGGACAGGCUGCCCACCUCUCGCAUACAGUGGGACAUCAGCCCGGUGACGUCUGUCUCCAGCCUCAUCCAUGUCCAGACUCCUCAUCAGGAGACCACGUCGCCGUCUAGAGAAGCCGCAGAGGAGUCUCUGACUUUAAAUUCGUCGAGAUCGCCGGUCACCCAGAACACCUCCCUGCCCUCGCUGUCCCCCGACACCACGCCAGAUCGAAGCUAGCCAUCCAGUCCUCAGAAGAAGCAGGAGACGUGCGCCGACCUGGCGGAGGAGACGCAGCGGAGGAGGAGUCCGUUAGCUUCUCAGCUACGGCGCUUAGCCACCAUAGAGAGACCUGAAAGCUCAGCUUCUGUCCAGCAGAGCCAGACUGAGAGAAGCGAUCCCGGUCCCUGCAGUUCCUCGAUCUUACGCUACGAUCAUCAGAAAGUAGGAGCCAAGUCCAAAGACAGAGAGAGCCAGGGCACUUCUGGGUUUUACGCUGAGCUGGAGAGAGAGGGCGUCCGAACGCGCUCCAGGAGGAGCGACAAGUGUCUCUUCCCCGACAGCCUGAGCCCCGUCUCGACCUUGACGCUCGUGGAAGAAGUGGAGGUGGACCAGUCUCAGUUUUCAGCGCCCCGGAUGUCCGACUCCUUCAAGGCCGAGCCCGCCGCCCCGUCGCCCAAAAUGUCCCCACGCCAGACCAGCGCCAUCCUGGAAUACCUGAGCCUUCCAGGUUUCAUUGAAAUGAGCGUGGACGAGCCCGCGGAGGAGGUUCAGGGGGCCAACACCUCCGAACGAGGAUCAGAACAAAAGCCCGAGGAGGAUUCUGUCGUGGCGAAACCCGACGUGGUUCCUAGAAACUGGGAGGUUCACGUUCAGGAGAACAAAGAAACUGCGUCAGGUGAGAAACAGGCCGCUCCUCUGGGAGCUGCGCCUUGCAGCUUCGAUGCCUCUAAAAGACAAGGGAGCAGGAGAUCUCCUCAUGUGGAGACCAGGGUGCGGUUCCCUGAUGACCCGACGACGUCCUCCUCGGCUCCAGAGCCAACAAGCAGGGCGCUCUACGAUGAGAAGACGAGGACUCGAGCAGGCAACAUUUGCACAGGCAGGCUUGAAUCCCGCCUCGGGUCCAGGUCCUCCCACGCUUUGUUCAGCGCGGCUAAAAGCGUGGCGGACAUUGUGUCGAAGCAUUCCCAGGGUUAUUUGGACAGUGAGGAGUUUUCGCCAGAGCAGCCCCAAAGACAAGCCUCUCAGGGAAGCAGGACUAACAAAAUAGUGUCGCGGAUAACUCAAGCCCCCGUGCCAUUCCUGAAGAAAUCCCUAAGCCUCGGUCCCUGCAGGACUCUCUCGGGCGUGGCUCAGCCUCGCCCUUACCUCAAGAAGUCCAUCAGCCUGGGCUCACAGCGGUGGGAGCACUUUGAGACGCCGAGAACUUAUAUUUCCGAGAAAUGUUUCUGGGACGAGUUCCCAAGCCCCGACGUGAGGGUGAAGUCCUACAGUUUGGGCCGCACGCCGCCUUCCCUCCCCCCGCCGGGCCCCUGCUGGAGAGAAUACGUCCCGUUUCGCCGUCCCAGCAUGGGGAGCUUAGAGAGGCCGCACCACGCGCCGAGGUCUUUAGCUAGUCCUUCCUACCUCACGCCUAUGUACCCGCCUAGACAAACCUCGGUGUCCCCAAUGCUGGAGCCCUCAGAUCCACGACGCCAGGCGGCCAUUUUCCCCGAGUCAUCUAGGUGGUCCCCCUCGUAUCAAGACACGCUGAGGCCUGUCCAGCAUCAGUACGUCUCCAAUCUGCCCUACUACCAGCACUGGCCGGACCCCCGAGGGGAAAGCUUGAGACAUUUGGACGCCAGAAUAGGCCCUCCGAGAUCCUACCUGCCCAGGGGCAUCAGCUGGCCCUCGCCUUAUUACGCCGCCUUCCCACCCAGGGAGGGGGACGGCUACAGGCAUCCGGACAGGAUGAUGGGACGGGGCGGGGACGCCGACGUCAGAGAAGGGGGCAGGGCCAGCUUCGCCAGUCAGAGCAGCGGUAGAGGCAGCACUGGCCUCUUCAGACAGUCCCUGUCCAUCACGCCCACCCUGCUCAGCUCCCCAGAAACCACAGAGGAACACGAACGCCUCCGGGCUGAGAUGGAGCUGGCCAAGAGGAGAGUCAAAAGAAGGAACACGUCAGUAGAUGAAAGUUACGAGUGGGACUCUGCUGACGCCUGCCUGGACCCCGAGGUCCUGGAGGCCACCAGGCCGGACCAGUCUCCAGCUGCUGUUCAGAGAGGCAGGGGGGAGACGGGGUCGGAUCAGACUGGUGGCCUCCGGGAUCAGCGGCAGAAAGGCCCACCUCCCCCUGUCAUCCCUGCUCGCUCGCUAAGUGAGGCACGCUUCAACGCUCUCCGCCUGGAGUACCAAGAGUACAGGCGGGCCCAGGGGCCCCCCCGUGCCCUGGAGCCCCGCUUCCGCCCCGGCCACGAUUCGGACUCUGACUCCAGCUCAGCGCUGCUCUAGCAGCUGAACCCGAUGCAUCAAACACAAAAACCAAAUAGCAGUGCUACUGAACGGACGACAGCACCGUGGUCCCAAACACUGGAAACCUUUCAUUCUUGUUAAAGAGUUUAUUCUUCUGCUGCAGCAGCUUCAAGAGGUUUUACUGCUCCGCUUCGUAAGACAUCCCUCGGCUGUUUUCAGGCUUGUUUCCUCCUCUCGAGUCUGUUUCGGUGUGAGAAAAGUGACAAUCAGACAAAACAGAGAGAUGAAAUGCAUUCGAGAUAAGGUUCCCGGUUUAAGGUGGGAAAGACCUGCUUUGUGAAAGCAGCGGUCAGCUGCACACAGUGACAGAUGCACUGCAAGCUCUGUUGUUUUUAAGAGCUGAGACUCUCCUGUAGCGGUGGUAAAAGACGCGCCUGACAGGCCUGUAGGUGUACAAGAUAACGUCUCUGUGAGAAUGUCUUCGUCUGUAUCGGUGCCUGUGAAUAAAAUGGUGCUAGCCGGGCUCCCCGUGUCCAUUUGAAUUAAUUAAUUCAAAACGCCCCAGCAGUGUGUCUGUGUGUGAUUUAGCUGACGGUCGCCUGGGAUCAUGCCCCUCUCCGUAUCCCGUCAACCUCACAGUGUUUUGUUUAAAGUGUAUAAAUGUUCAUACGCAUAGUUUAUUGCGAUUAAGUCCCAAAUUGAUCCUCAUGACUCCCCAUCAGAUGAGAAAACCCUACUGGAAAAGUCUGACUUUUAACAGGUUAAGACGAUCUUUGCCUUAUUUUUCGUUCGUUAAACAACGGCAGGACAAGCCGAGAAAAGCAAAAAAGAAUGAUUGGAGAUUUAAAAAAAAAAAGCAUCAAAACACACUUUCAGGUCCUCAUUGUGAGUAUUUCUGUGUAUUUAUUGAGAUGAAUAACAAUAUGCAACGAUGUUUACAAUUCACAUCCCUGAUGUGACGGCAGCACUGUGAAUAUUUCCUUGACUUCUGAUUCUGUAUUUGAAUUGCAAGUCUGUCAUGAAUUGUUGUGCCCAUUAGCCUACUGUGUGUGUUUGUUGUUGUUGUUUUUCAACUAAAGGAAAACAAGCUGUUUUUGUACGUGAUCCGACAAACCCAUAUAAAAGAUGUUUUUGUAGCUAUACUUUGGGAAGCCUUUUUAUUAUUUUUGCUUUGGCUUCCCAGACCAAACCCCCCCCUGAGGAGCGAAUAUGGCAUUCUGGAGGAUGGCUUUGGAAGCCUUGUACAAAGAAGACAAUUUUAUAUCGUUACCUGUUUUUGUCAUUUUUUAUAUAUGUUUGCAAAUGAAUAAAUUGUUCUAUUCUGAAUGUA
Fundulus heteroclitus (mummichog) is the source of this 7687-nucleotide messenger RNA. It is a transcript of the gene igsf9b, whose product is annotated as immunoglobulin superfamily, member 9b. The record is from RefSeq and is a predicted model, not a curated record. Gene Ontology annotation, molecular function: protein binding. Lineage: Eukaryota; Metazoa; Chordata; Actinopteri; Cyprinodontiformes; Fundulidae. Gene Ontology annotation, biological process: cell-cell adhesion.